Molecule: messenger RNA, 2085 nt
Organism: Habropoda laboriosa
Lineage: Eukaryota; Metazoa; Arthropoda; Insecta; Hymenoptera; Apidae
Product: DNA-directed RNA polymerase II subunit RPB1-like
Exons: 5
Coding region: 129-1721 (530 amino acids)
Source: RefSeq, a predicted model, not a curated record
CGCCAAUUGACUCAGUCAUUCUAUCACACACAGCGACCACGUCAAGAUCAAACGAAUUUCCGCGUUCGGUGUUCGUAAACAAGAAGGCACGCUCUUAAACGUCGACCGGUGGAUCGUGACUAGAUAAAAUGGAUAUCAGGAUUCUGGUAUUUUUCUUAUGUGUCAGCGUGGCAGGAUCGUUCGCGGAUCUCCGUUCGCCGCUCUUCAGAUCACGCAGAAAUGGAUUGCAAGAACCCUAUAAACUACGCGUCAUGGAUUUCGACGGAGUGUUGAGGACGAAACGAGAAUCGGGCAGUCCGAGUACUACCAAGAGCACCGCUACGUCUGCUUCUACUUCGAAUCCUUCCACUCCGACUCUUCCCAGCACAGAUCCCAGAAGUACCUCGACGAAAGAACCAGAUUCGACGAUGGAAUUCACGUCAGAUCCUACGACCAGUUUCACACCUGAAUCGAGUUCAACAACCGGCGAUACGCCCAAACCAUCACCCACUUCGUCUAAGACAGAUCCCGCUACUCCUAGUCCAAGUACCAAACCCACGAUGCCUAACACCUAUACUACUGUUUCUAGUCCAAAUACCAAACCUACUUCACCUGUGACAGACUCCACGACUCCUAGUCUAACUACCAAUCCCACAACGCCUACGGCGGCCACCACGACUUCUAGUCCAAACACCAAACCCACAACGUCUAAAUCAAAAUCCCCGAGCUCUAAACAAACCAGCCCUCCCGCCUCCACCAAACCGACCGAAGCUGCGACUACACCGAAGAAACCAGAAAAUUCUGGAGGAUCGACUGGUCCGGCAUCGACGACCCCGUCGCCUGCAAUAGGUUCGCGCUUUGGUUCACCGGAAGACAAACCUGAAGACAAACCUGAAGACACCAACGGGAAGCCUAAGUCCCCGUCUGACCCGAACCAAUCGCCGAAGCAAGAAAAUCCCACGAAUCCUGAAUUACCUUUCUCCUUCCCUACGUUCUUCAUGCCACCCUUUGUCCCGAAUUAUUCGCCGUUCUCCCCUCGAUUUUCCCCCGAUGCCACUUUCAACACCAUACCGACUGCUGGUAAUAACAAUCCAUGGGCGGGACCAAACAACGCAGCCGGAGUUGCGUCGUCUUUCGCCUCCGCCGGUGCAUCGGCCGGGGCUUCUGAUAACUCGAAUCAUAACGCGCCAGUGAUUGAUUAUUACGGUGGAUAUCCCAACGACCCGAAUAUUGGCGUCGCGGCUCCUGAACCGAAUGUGCCCAACAUGCCGAACAUGAUUAACUCAGGGGGAUAUGGUAACUACGAAGGAGACACUCCAUUCUACGAUUUCGGCGCAUUCGCGUUCCCCGGUUACAAUUACGAUACUUUCCAAAAACAAAUGGAGGAAAAUUUUAGACAAAUGCAAGCUCAAUUGCAAAAGCAACAACAAUCGAUCUUUGAAGCAACUAAUCGCAUAGCCUCUGAUGGAGCCUCUUCCCCUGGAGCACACACCGCUUAUUCCAGCAUUAAUUUGGGUCCAGGAGGUGGUUACCAAACGGGUGCAAUCAAUCCAGCUGCACCAGGAAUACAAUCCAGAUUCGCCGAGGAGCUUCCUCCACCAUCUGGCAAUAAUUUUGGCGUAUUUUCCAGUUCUAUGUCGCACAGUCAGGUUGACCCGAGUGGAAAAACAGUCUCUCGCAAAGUUUCGACAACAGGUGUAAACGACAACGGGAAAAUCACUUUCCGAACAGUUCACGAUUAAACCGUACACCGUCGAUCUUUUCGGUUAAAUAUACACGUACUGCGAUAAAAUGAAACAGUCUUUGCCCCUCUUAAAAACCAAGCCAUCCUCUGUAAACUCAGGGUUAGAAGCAAGAUCUUGAAUCGUUCUACUUAUCAAAUACACUUACACGAUUGCCAGACCAAUACUCAAUGUAUUUAAGUGACACUCGACAUAUGAAACGGAUAGAGCUAUGCACGAUUAUUUACAAGUGGCUGUACGUCGUCUUAAACAACGAAAUCUGUGCCGAAGCGUACAUUAAAAAAGCUGUUAUGCGUAGACUUACAUUUCAUGGAUCAUAUUUUCGAGGGAAAAUAGAAUCGAGAAACUUCUUACCUUCUAUGAC